GGGCUGUCACAUUUGAGCAAAACCAAGAUGCUAAAUGCAAGAAAAGCCAUUGACAAGCAAAUGGAGAAAAGAUUUCCUGGACAUAAAGUUCGUAGCCUUGAUACCUGGCAGGAUUCCCAAGCUGUUUGGAGGCAUUUGGCUAAUUUGGCUCAACAAAAAGUGCACUAUCGUGACUGUCGGCCAUACCUGCUGGCUGAAAAUGUGGAGUUUGUAACAGACACGCUUGAUCAGCCAUCAUUGGGCACUCUUAAAGUCAGCGGUUAUCUCAGGGGGCAGGAUUUGGAUGUGAAUCAGCUAGUGCAUGUGCCCGGAUGGGGAGAUUUCCAGAUGUCCCAGAUUGAUGAAACCUGUGACCCUUACCCGCUUGUUGUCAGGGGCAACCAGGAUAGAAGGCAGAACCAUGGCAAGUUGGUUGAUGCAGAAAUGACAGAGGUGAAAUCAACUAGUUUUGUCAUUGCAAAAGCAACAAAUCCGGAAUCUCUUCAGUCAGAAGUGCCUCUCGAUUCGAUGGAUGAAGAGCAAACCUGGCCAUCAGCAGACGAGCUAGCAGAUAACAAAUUCAUGAAAGUAAAAGCAUUGAAAGGGGUGUCCGACUAUCAGGGCCAGUGGAUCCUGGACAUGUAUCAUGCUGAUGAAGCAGUUGAUGGGGAAGAUGAUGAUGAUGAUGAAAGUAUUGAAGGGAUGACAGUGGAAUCUAAUGUCCUUUGCUCAGAUAGGCCACAGAAUGCUGGCUGUAAUGAGGUGGAAGAGGUGGAUGAAGACAUCGCUGAUGGCACACAAACAGAACUAGGUGAAGAGGACAAUUAUGAUGAGCAGAUGGAUAUGGAGGAAGAGGAGAAAAUGUAUGAACGGCUGAAGCAAGAAAGACAGCAUGUUCAGUUUCCUGAUGAAGUGGAUACACCUCAGAAUGUGCCAGCCCGGCAGCGGUUUGCUAGGUAUCGUGGGCUGGACGGCUUCCAUGCCACUUCAUGGGACCCUAAUGAAUCCCUGCCUCGUGACUAUGCCAGAAUUUAUCGAGUCAGCAAACAGCACUACAAAAGGCUCCGCAAGCUAUCCCUGAUGAACGGCAGCCAAUCUAAGGAGACAAGUAAUGUUGCUGAGCCUGGAAGCUUCAUCACAGUCCACAUCAGCAAUGUGCCCAAGUCUUUGAUAGACUCACGCAGCCCAAGCCAGCCGCUGACUGUGUUUGGCCUAUUUCCUAAUGAGCACAAGAUGACACUCAUCAGCACUGCCAUUACACGAGUUGCUGCCUUUACAGCUCCAGUCAAGUCCAAGGAUCCACUUAUCUUCCAGAUUGGUUUCCGUAGAUUUUCUACUUCUCCUGUCUUCUCAGAACAUUCCUAUCAGAAUAAGUUCAAGAUGGAACGCUUCCUGCCUCAGUCUGGUUUUAUAGCGGCUUCCAUGUUUGCUCCAAUUAUGUUUGCACCUGCUCCAGUUUUAGUCUUCCGGGAAAAUGUUGUAGGAAAGUAUGACCUUGUAGCUAAGGGGUCACUGCUGUCUCUGGACACCGACAGAAUUGUGGUCAAGCGUGCUGUUCUUAGUGGGGCCCCUUUCAAGAUAAACAAGAAGUCUGUUGUGGUCAGAUACAUGUUCUUUAAUCGAGAGGAUGUUGAUUAUUACAAACCAGUAGAGCUGAGGACUAAGUGGGGCAAGAGAGGCCAUAUUAGACAAGCUCUCGGCACUCAUGGCCACAUGAAGUGUACAUUCAAUGGACAGGUCCGAUCUGAAGACACUAUCACCAUGAGCUUGUAUAAGAGAGUAUUUCCAAAGUGGAGCUUCAAUCCACAUGUGAACAUAUUGCCUCCACACAUAGAGAGGGUAGCAGAUGAGCAGGAGCAGGAGACACAAGCAUUUCAAAUGUUUGACAAUUAA
Molecule: messenger RNA, 1872 nt
Organism: Candidula unifasciata
Lineage: Eukaryota; Metazoa; Mollusca; Gastropoda; Stylommatophora; Geomitridae
Source: the annotation of a GenBank genome assembly